This is a messenger RNA of Chara braunii, 6100 nucleotides long. The record is from the annotation of a GenBank genome assembly. Lineage: Eukaryota; Viridiplantae; Streptophyta; Charophyceae; Charales; Characeae.
GCUCAGAUGACGGCCGUGAAGUUCGAGAUGAAAUCAAGAAGGGGGCGGCAAUAAGGCAAAUGUUGGAAAUAGGCUGUGUGCGGUCUUUCUUCAAUGAUUAAAUUUUGAUGAAGGCGAGGAGCUCAGAUGACAACCGUGAAGUUCGACGUCAAAUCAAGAAGGGGGAGGCAAUAGGGAAAAUGUUGGAAACAGGCUGUACGGUCUUUCUUCAAUGAUUAAAUUUUUUCGAAGUGCCAUGUUUUCUGAACAGGAGAGGUUAAGGACCAGAGAAAGAAGGCAACGUGUAUGAGGGGGGCAUUGUAGAAAAGAAAAUAAAAAAUGUGGAGGCGACGGGGACAUGUUUGCAAACGGCCAGCGGCUUUUCACCACUGCCGAUUCUGAUAAGAGGGACAAGGUAGCGUAUGUAAGGGGGGCAUUUUAGAAACAAAAUGUGGAGGCGGCGGGGACAUGUUUGCAAACAGCCAGAAGCUUCUGACUGCCAUCGCUGAAUAAGAGCAGUUGAAGGAGGAUUUUCGAGGGUGCAUUUCAGAAGAGAAAGAUGUGGAGGCGGCGUGGACAUGUUUGCAAGAGGCCAUUUUCCAACGAAUGAACCCGUCGCUGGCCUUCAGCCUCCUGGGCACCGUUGUCCCUUCAGCGAACUGCAGUGCAGAGUCUAACUUGGAAGCCUCGAGCGCCAUUUUGUGGAGUGGCAGGUACGCGGUUGUGUGAUCAUGGCGGGAAAGAAGUUGCAACUGGAAUGACAGAGUCGUGCUCGAGGUGGGGGUAUAUUGGCGAUGAUCAAACAUCAACGGAGUGCUGAUGAGGUGGUGAUGCGCCCAUGUAUCUAGGUCUCACGAGGGGCCGCAAAGCAGGUUUUGGAGGUUGGAAAAGGUGUCGCUGGAGUGCCGUCUUCAGCAACGACCUGGCUUUUUUUGUGAACGGUUGUUUUGCAACUACGCCGUCUAUGUGAAAGCUGCCCAGUCGCUUCUUAUAUCUUUCAAGAUCCAACACUUCUGCUUGCAGCAGUCGGAGAAGGUUUCGGUGUAGUCCCGUCUCCAACGGUGGCUCGGCUUUUUUCUUUGCAAACACUUGUUUCGAAGUUGUGCUGUCGAUGUGAAAGAUCGCUGCCCAGUUGUAUAUUCCAACAUUUCUCAAGUACCUGACACUUUGCCUGUGUCACUAUAGAAGGUUUUGUGAGAGUGCCGUCUUCAGCAGCGGCUCGGCAUUUUUUGCUAACGUUGUGCUUGUGGUUGGAGCUGGUUUCGGGGGCGUGCUGCCUUCAGGAUUGACUUGGCAUUUUUGUGAGCGUGUUUUAAAACUGUCUACGUGAAAGAUCGCUGUUCAGUUGCUUUGCUUCCGACAUUUUUCAAGCAUCUGACACUUGCACUCGCCUGCGAUUUUCUGACGUCUUUGAGAUCUGGCAACCAAAGGAAUUUUGGGUCUCAGCAAACGACGGUACAUGGGGACCUGGGGGCAAAGGCACUGGGGACCUGGGAAGUGAAUGUGCUCAGAACCAAGAAGUUCCGGAAAUCGAAACAGUGCUGUGACCUGAGGAAAACAAAGACAAUUAGGGACCGGGAAGCGGAGGUACUUUAGGACCUAGGACGAUACUUGGGACUUGGGAAAUGGAGGUAAUCGGGACUUUACCGGGGAACUAGGAAGUAAAGAUAGUUCGAACCUGGAAAGCAUAUCAACCAUCCUGUUGCAAUUCUUCUAAGCUGAUUUCAAUAAGCUGAUGAGCAGUGAAAGUGUGGGCCGAUGCUGACACUGUCGCCACCGCGAUCAGAUCGGGAAGGCCGACCACAGGCUUGAGGCCUGGCAUAUUCCUCCUUGCCUCGUCUUCCAUAUCGCUGAAAUUCUUAUCGACCUAUCCUGCUCCUUGCUAUGUGAUUGACACUGCCGCUCUUGGCAGCAGAAAGGAGACACGUCAACCAACUGCAGCACACAAAUUGCCUGCUCCUUCCCUCCUUGUGACACACGGCUGAGUUCUAGACAAUCUGGAAGAAGUCUGAAGAAGCAGAAAUGUGGUGUGGAUGGAGGUUUAGGGGUGUGUACUGCUGAUUGAGAGCGUUACCAAUAUUCUGUGCACAUCUGGCGUAUGAUCCACGUAUCCCUUGAUUGAACGGGCAGGAAUCGAUUCCUCUAACAAAAAUUGUCCGGCUGUUGAAUGUGCUGACGGGUCUCGAAAGAACAGCCUUGCGAAGUGCCGACAGGAGUAAGUGUAUAUUUCUUAUCUGAAGUGAAGGGUAUGGGUGACGGGGGAGAUGAAUUCGCCUGCAGAGGAGGGAAUGUGGACAUGGGAGACAUUAUGGGUGAGGGGGACGGGGGGUUGCAUGACGAAGAUGUCAGUGACGAGGAUAUUGAUAUCGAUGAGCUGGAAAGGAGGAUGUGGCGUGACCGGCUGAAGCUGCGACGGAUCAAAGAACUGCAAAAGGCAAAGGAAUUGAGCGACAAACCGCGGCAAAAGCAGUCGCAGGAGCAAGCGCGGCGGAAGAAGAUGUCGCGGGCGCAUGACGGGAUACUCAAGUACAUGCUGAAGAUGAUGGAAGUGUGCAAAGCUCAAGGGUUCGUAUACGGGAUCAUCCCGGAGAAGGGCAAGCCUGUGGGUGGAAGCUCAGAUAACCUGCGGGCGUGGUGGAAAGACAAAGUUCGCUUUGACCGCAACGGGCCACUAGCUGCAGCCAAAUAUGCCGCUGAGCAUUGCCUGAACAAAAGUGAGGGAGUCGAGUGCAUUGCCCCUACACCACGCACACUCCAAGAGCUUCAGGACACUACUCUGGGCUCCCUUCUGUCUGCUCUUAUGCAGCAUUGCGACCCCAAGCAGCGCCGUUUUCCCCUUGAGAAGGGCAUACCCCCUCCAUGGUGGCCUACAGGUAAUGAGGAAUGGUGGCCAUUGGUGGGUUUGCCUAAGGGCCAGGGAGCACCCCCUUACAAGAAGCCACAUGAUCUUAAGAAGGCAUGGAAAGUCGGCGUUCUCACCGCAGUAAUUAAGCACAUGUCGCCAGAUAUCUCAAAGAUACGGAAACUCGUGAGGCAGUCAAAAUGUCUACAAGAUAAGAUGACUGCAAGGGAGAGUGCCACAUGGCUUGCCAUCCUGAAUCAAGAGGAAGCUCUGGCUCGAGUAGCUCGAGGGGACGCUGAACAUGCUGCCCUUGGCCACAUGUCAUGUGCUGCUGGGGCUCUAUAUGAUGGUGCAGAAAUGAAGGUUGGCGCUCUCAUCUCCUUGGAUCCAAGCAGAUGCACAGAAUCUGCGGUUGCCCUACAACCGUCGAGCGACUACGACGUUGAGGUGGCAGAGCCAUUCGAUCAAGCAACUACGUCGAGUCAGACAUCUAUUGGGAAUGACGAGAGCAGUGAUUACGAAGUUCACGACUGUGACGUGUAUGGACCAGGGCGGGCAAUAGGAGCAGGCAAGGGUAGUGGACUCAUGACGAGGGUGAUCGAGUCACCGAGCAGUGCAAAAAGCCAGAGUACUGGGAGCCGAAGCUCUCCGGAUUCCCCCGAGGCUGGUGGUGCAGAGAAUAUCGUCAGGAUUGCUGAUGGCGAUGGCGUUCCGACUCCCGGGAAUGCGAAGAAACGGCGUGCAGACUCUGUUCCCGAGCACCGGAUCUUCAUGUGUCCUUACGAGAACUGCCCACGGCACGAAUGGAGAAAUGCUUUUGCAGCUCGUGAGUUACGCAACCUGCACCAGGAGAACUGUCCUUACAGGCCUGGUGGGCCGCUGUCUGCUUCGCCAAGCAAUUUACCUGCAUCGCUCACCCCAUCCCAACUUCCCAGGGUCAGGCCUUCUGCUGUCGCCCCAGUCAUUCACACUGUCCCUGCCAUGGGUGGAACAAGUUUCUCUCAAUCCAUGGAAGGGCCUGGGGACUCCCAUGUUCAAGGUCACCCUCAUCCCACUGCUGGAUUCAUUCAAGGAAACAUGCAAAUUGGACUCCAGAUUCCUGUCAUAGGCCACCCACUUGGUAUGCAAGCUUGCAAUCCGAAUUCGCCUCAUGAUCAUGUGAUGGGACAGGUGAGCGGCGGGAACCGCCUGGAAGGAGGGCCAGGCCAUCUGCAUGACUUGUUCGCUGGCUUGUAUAGAGAAGGCCUCGCACAAGGCAGCCCUGGUGUUCCGCCGAACGUAGCAGCUCCCAUGCAUGGAGGUGCUAGCAGGGCAGCAGGGUCCCAGUCAGAGAUGGAGCCCGGGAUGGGGAGCAUGAAUACAUCGCCAGGUCAUGUACAUGUUCAUGACGAUGGUUCCCAGCACCAGACACACGAUGAUGAUACCAUGGCCGCAAGGAGAAUGGCAGUCGAUGGAACAGCAGCCUCAGAGGGUGGGGAGGAUGCACCCAGAUCGUACACGCAAGGUUUCAUACCGGUGACUGAUGGAGCCACACCCGUUGUCAAUCAUAUUCAGUGCGAUUCGCUUGUGCCAAGACCCGGCAGGAACACAAUGAUGAUGAUGAAUGGAAACAAUCAUCCCAAUGGAAUGAACGGUAUGCACGGAAAGCAUGCAGGCAUGGUUAUGGGAUACGAGCAUGGGCAGCGUGGUAGAAUUCCGGCGGAGUUUGCGAAUGCGCCCUCCGGGAGUGGACAUGGUGGACACGGUCCUCCGCACCGUGGGGGUCAUGGGGGCCACAUUCCGCAUGGCCCCCAUGGUGGACAUGCCUUUCAGCUGAGUAUCAGACACGGCGAGAGUCCCUCCCUUACCCUAGGACCGCCCCCUGGGGACCCAUUUGAGGACCUUAUCUGGUAUUUUGGGGCAUGAGAGACUGCCUCCAUUGCGCGCUACUCUCCAAGGACCUUCAUCUGUGGGACCAUGUCAGGACAUUCUUGUUCCUUUCGGACACGAGAGAAUGCAGUGAAUAGAUAGACAGACAGAUCUUCUCCGCAAGUGUCCAGAAGCUCAGCGCUGCCGGCAAAUCAGGAUGGAAUGCAGGCCAGCGGCAUGUGGAAGGCCCCUCGAGGGUGAUGACAAUCUCGAUGCUGCAUCCCUGUUUCCUUUUGACAAAACAAAGCUAGCAAGUGACUGGCAAAGCACGUAAAGAGUGAAAUAGAGCGUGCGAAGAAGCAAGCGGCAUUAGAUCAGCUCAAUCGUUCAAUUUGGACUCCAUGAUCAUAACAAUCAUGACGGUAUGGUGAAUAGAUGGCAAUGCCCUUGGUCCUAGCCAACCAUUAGGUGGUGGAGGCUGGGGGGAGCAAGUGGCACAUCCAUUUCAGGGGUUGGCAAAUAAAAAACAAGCAUCAACAAUGGCCUUGCCGGGGAGGGGAAGACAUGGUGUCCAACCCUGGACAAAGGACAGAUCAGGAGGAUGCUGAGAUUGACCAUGUGUGUGCUCACCCUUGUUAUCGGGAUUUCGGAAGGAUGAGCAGCGACGAUUGAGCAGAAUACGAGCAGAAAAACACGUCUCGGAAAGGUAUUGCAGAAGCAGAAUGAAAAGUCGACAGGUCUUAUGGCAAUUCUGCAGUAUAGGCUUGUAAGGCAAGCUUAGCUGGAGGGGGAAGCCUAGACAAAUCUCCUGGAGGGGAGAGUGCGCGAGGGGAAAACGGGCGUCAAAGGAUAUGAGAUGUGGGCGGGGAAACGCAUGUUGCUGGACACCGUUGUAAGUGGGGAUACCCGAAAAGGCAGGAUCGUUCAGAAUAGGAAAAUGAUGUUGGAAAGUUGCUAUCAAGUUAGGACGUUGCACUGUGGCAGGGAGGAGCUCUGCAAGCAUCCUGUGCUGCUGGACGCCAUUGAAGUGGGGAUUUUCGAAAAGACAGGAUCAUUCGGAGUGGGAAAAUGAAGUCGGCAAAUGGAUACGAACUGAGGAGGUUGGAUUGUGGGAGGAGCUCUGGAAGCAUCCUGUGCGAGGACUACCUGAGAGCAUACUACGAUGUCGGCAAGUGGAUAGCAAACGAGGAGGUUGGACUGUGUGGGCCAGCUCUGCAAGCAUCCUGUGCGAGAAGUAUUUGAGGCCAUACCCACAGUGGGACUUUUUAGACCGAUCGCUGGCCAGAUUGUGGUCAGGUGCGUCAAGGUCAGGCUGUUAUCGCUGUCAGAUACAUUCAGGAAAGUUCUGGUGUGAAAACACCCUGAGAAGAGAACCGGAAGCAAUGGGAAGAAGACUGCAAGGGGCGUGCGACUGGCAGCCAUUGAAGUGAG